CCGAUGUCCGAGGCCGGCGACGACGAUGCGAUUGAAUGGACGUGCGUGCCGUUCCAAGACAUGACCGUGACGACAUUGUACGACGCGAUGCAGCUGCGAUCACGCGUGUUCGUCGUGGAGCAAGAAUGUAUUUGGUUUGAAGUCGAUGGAUACGACAAGCGGUGCUGGCACCUCGUCGGCGUUGGAUCGGACGGAUCGAUCACGGCGUAUGCUCGCCUCAUCCCGCCCCUCCUCAAGGGCCCACACCAAAAGCGGCCCAUCAUCAGUCGGGUCGUGGUGCCACCCGAAUCGCGAGGCACGGGCAGAGGGCGUGUCCUCAUGAAGAAGGCGAUGGCGGAAUCCCAGAAGCUAUGGCCGACAGAGGGCAUUGAAAUUGGCGCGCAACAGCGGCUCGAGUCGUUUUACGUGAGCUUGGGCUUCAAGACAGUGUCCGAACCGUACGACGAAGACGGAAUCAUGCAUGUCGACAUGCACUACGGCUAGUGUUUCACUCAACACAGACACAGGAAAUGUCGCACACUCUAACGUCGUCACAGUUUGACGCGGCUAACACGACGGAACACAGUAGAACCUCACCCGCGUCUUCAAGCGGCUCUUGCGUGCUAGACCAUGGCCAACGCAGCUACGUUGUACCGACAACAGGGUCAUCGCUGGCC
Molecule: messenger RNA, 656 nt
Organism: Aphanomyces invadans
Lineage: Eukaryota; Oomycota; Saprolegniomycetes; Saprolegniales; Verrucalvaceae
Exons: 1
Coding region: 4-483 (159 amino acids)
Molecular function (GO): acyltransferase activity, transferring groups other than amino-acyl groups
Source: RefSeq, a predicted model, not a curated record